Molecule: messenger RNA, 2996 nt
Organism: Arachis stenosperma
Lineage: Eukaryota; Viridiplantae; Streptophyta; Magnoliopsida; Fabales; Fabaceae
Product: protein MICRORCHIDIA 6-like
Exons: 21
Coding region: 653-2656 (667 amino acids)
Cellular component (GO): nucleus
Molecular function (GO): ATP hydrolysis activity
Source: RefSeq, a predicted model, not a curated record
CAAAUUGGUAUCGCUUUCACCCACUCCCUCUCAUUCAAACCCUAACAUUUCAAAGAUUCUCUUCUCUCACCGCCGUCCACCACCCUCCUUUUCCCUCGCCGCCGCGCUCCUCCUUCUCACUGCUUCCCUCUCUCACUCUGAAGGUCACCGCAGCACUGUCGUCGCGCGCCUGAGAAACAUGCCCGAGGAGAACGUCUUAUCGCACGCUUGACCCAGCCGAGGAGGACGUCGUCGUGUUGUUCCUGAGACAGCCGAGGAGAAUCGUCGCGUCAGAGGCAGAAUCGUCGCUGUCUUCAUCGUGUCAGAGGAAAAUCAUCUUCGUUGCCGUCGUCAGCCUCUUCACCUCCGUUCCUCCCUCUCCGUUGCUCUGCCGAUUUGUACGCCAUCCCCCCACCUCACCUCUCUGCUCCCAACCCGCCACUCUCCUUGCUCCCGUGCUCUCCUCUCCGCUUGUGUCCGCAGUCCGCUGCACCGCCCCCCCACCUCGUCCGCUGCUCCGUGCUCUACGUCGUCGCUCGUUGUCCGUGUGAAAGAAGCCACCGUCUGCCGUCGGCAGCAUUGCCAUCACAGCCGUCGGUUGUCCCUCCCCCUCCUCCACUUCUGAUUGGAUACUCUCGCCCUCUUUGUAUUUUAUUGCACUAAAGGGACAAAUAUGGGAGGCAUAGAAAUUAUUGAUUUAUCUAGUGAUGAUGAGAGUGAAAAGGUUAUUCCCAUAGCGGUGAAGCAGGAGCCAGAUCUUGUUUUGGAUGUAAAGCAAGAAAAAUCGACUAAUAAAGGUCAACUGGCCAAUCGAAAUGGAUCUCGCAUUCAUUCUGUUCGACAAGAUUCUGAAAAUAAUAUUUUCUCUAAUAUUCCAAGGAACGGCCUGGUAGCUAAUCAGGGGUUGCCACCAGCUGAUGAUUCAGACAUUUCUUAUGCGUCACCCAUUUGUGCAGCACCCCUUACUAGGCAGUUUUGGAAAGCUGGGACUUACGAUGAUGGGCCUGCUUGUAAAAAAGUCACAGUCCAAAAUGCCAAAAACUAUCUACAUGUACACCCUAUGUUCCUUCACUCGAAUGCAACUUCACAUAAGUGGGCAUUUGGUGCCAUAGCAGAGCUUCUCGAUAAUGCAGUUGAUGAGAUCCAAAAUGGGGCUACCUUUGUCCUUGUAGAUAAAACUUCAAAUCCAAAGGAUGGAAGUCCAGCAUUGCUGAUUCAAGAUGAUGGUGGUGGAAUGGAUCCAGAAGCAAUGAGGCAUUGCAUGAGUUUUGGAUUUUCAGAUAAGAAGUCAAAGCUGGCUAUUGGGCAGUAUGGUAAUGGCUUUAAGACCAGUACAAUGAGGCUUGGGGCUGAUGUCAUUGUCUUCAGUCGGCAUAUGAGUAAUGGGAUAUUGACGCAAAGCAUUGGACUUCUGUCAUAUACAUUUUUGGUGCAAGAAAAGCUUGACAGAAUAGUAGUACCCAUGGUAAACUAUGAGUUUAAUUCAUCAACUGGAUCAUUGGAGAUAUUAAAUGGCAAAGAGCAUUUUGUCACCAAUUUAUCUUUGAUUUUGCGCUGGUCUCCAUACUCCUCAGAAGAGGAACUUCUUGGACAAUUUAAUGACGUUGGAUCUCAUGGUACUAAAGUCAUUAUCUACAACUUGUGGCUCAAUGAUGAUGGGAACUUGGAGCUAGAUUUUGAUACGGAUCCCGAGGAUAUACGAAUUGCUGGGGAUGUAAGGAAGAUUGACACAAUUCCUGCCUGGCGGGAAGCAAAUGAGAAACAUAUUGCUCAUCGGUUCCGUUUCUGUUUACGUGUUUAUAUGUCAAUAUUGUACUUGCGGAUACCAGAAACUUUUCAUAUGUUUUUGAGAGGCAUAGUUGUGCAGCCACAUAACAUUGCUGAUGAUCUUAAAUAUCCUGAAUUUAUCUUGUAUAAACCACAAGUUGGUGGAACCGUGGAGGCAACAGUUGUGACAACAGUUGGAUUCCUUAAGGAAGCUCCUCGAGUCAUUAUGCACGGUUUCAAUGUAUAUCACAAAAGUCGGCUAAUACUGCCAUUUUGGCAGGUUGUGAACUAUUUAGACAGUAGAGGCAGAGGAGUUGUUGGUAUCCUGCAAGCGGAUUUUGUUGAGCCAACUCAUAAUAAGCAAGAUUUUGAGAAAACUUCUUUGUUUCAAAAGCUUGAAGCACGAUUGAAGGAAAUGACAUGGGAAUACUGGGACGUGCAUUGUAGAUUGCUUGGGUAUCGCGAAAAAUAUCCAGUUCCUAAAGCGAAACAAGCCGAACUCAAUAGAAGUUCCUACUCUGUUGAUGCUAAAGCAGCAAAUGAAAAUGCUGAACUACGCAAGAGAACCAUGCGAAACACAUCUGAGCAAGGAUCUAAUAACAAGAGGAAGAUAUAUGAAUCGGUAGACCUCCAUAAUUCGAAAAAGCAUGCAAAGGAAGAGAAUAUUAAAGGUGUUGGCUUAUCUCAGAAUAUGCAGGUUAUUCCGUCUCCUGCGGAGCAGAUGCUAGACCAAGAGACCUUAAUAUUAUUGGAAGAAAACCAGAAACUACGGACAAAAUGUUUGGAAUCUGAAAAGAUACAAGAAGAACUUAAUCUUAAGGUAACAGAUCUUAGAAGUAAAAUAGAAGAAGCCAGAGGGCAGCAUAAUCUACUAUUGGCUCAACUACAACUGCUAGAUGUGAAAGAUUAGUACUAAUUGUAGUAGUAGUUGUAGGUGUAGCUGUAACAAUUGGCAGUGCUCAAAUUCUUUUAUUUGUACAAGUGUUGUACCAUAUGUAUAGUUUCACUUUCACACGCUAGGUAGGUGUGUAGCUAGCCAAUUUUGGUUCUUUGGAGGGGCAUAGUGGUCAAUGCUGUAAGCUAGUUUGGUUUAUAUGCCUUGGUUAGUCUUCAUUUCAAGGUUUGUAACAUCAGGGGUUUUUUGGUAAGUUAAGAAAUUUAGCCACAAAAGCUGAAGAUUUUUCUCUUCUGUAUACAUGUAACAUGAUAAACCAUUAUUUGUGAAAUGAGCAAGGCAAUCUUUUCGUCUC